CACCACCAUGAAAGAAAUGUAGGUGCUUGCUUGUGCUCAGCAGUGCUCAGUGGUUCUCAGUAACUCACAGGAAAUGAUAUGGAGUCUCGCCCUGCAUAAAAUUUAAGUAAAGAACAAUGAUUAAUAUGUAACACCUUAAAAUAGCAGAGUCCAUUCAUUUUAUUACGAAUUUACUUUCUUUCUGAAGCGUUGACGUGCAUGUGUUAUGGUCAAAUGAAAAUCGAACAGAGACUUGCUUAAGAUAUUUCAAUCUUAAUUGGGACACAAGUUGACAAGGGUGAUUACACUGAUUUGAGCAGUGAAUGGUUGUGGUGGUUAGGAGCUUUCCAUAUUCGCGAGAGAAUCACAAAGCAUGUUGCUGAAGCAAGGAGCCGAAGCCAAAAUAUACAAAUCAGAAUACUUGGGAUGCCCUUGUAUUGUUAAAGAACGAUUUGUGAAGAAAUACAGACAUCCUGAGCUUGAUUCACAUUUGACAAAAGAAAGAAUAAAAGCAGAAUGUAGAGCAAUUGUGCGUUGUAAAGCUGCAGGUAUCCGUACACCAACAUUGUACGGAGUUGAUCUUGCAAAGAGAUGUAUUUAUAUGGAGUACAUUGAAAAUGCAAAAACUCUAAAAGAGUGCAUUAGCAAUGCUGUAAACAACACUGAACAUGCAGAUGGCAAUAAAGAUUUCAUUGGACCAAUUUUGGAAAGAAUUGGAGUUUUCAUUGGGAGAAUGCAUUCUAGCAACAUCAUACACGGGGAUUUGACAACAUCAAACAUAUUACUUGUUGGUGAUUUAGGAAGUGAGGACUUGCAAAUAAUAUUCAUAGACUUUGGACUUAGUUCUGCUGAUGAGAGUGCAGAAGAUAAAGGAGUGGAUUUGUAUGUACUAGAAAGGGCAAUUAUCAGUGCACAUACACUAAAAGAAAAUGUGUUUAAUGUAAUUUUGAAAGCAUAUGCAAAAGAAUAUAAGAAAGGUUCUUCAGAAGUGCUACGAAAGCUAGACGAGGUUCGAUCUCGAGGACGAAAACGUUUAAUGGUUGGGUAGUAAAUAAUUUAUACUCGAGUUAAAAGUUUGUUUCUUAAAGUAUGAAUGUAGGUUUGGUUGUACAGUAAUGUUGAAUGGAGGUUAUAAUUUUCACUAAAUUAUCACAUGUAUCUGUGUAAAAUAAAUGAAAGCAAAAUUUACAAUUUUUUUCAUUAUUUAAUUCUUAUUUUAAAUUGUGAACUUAAUUCUAGGUAUGAUGGUGGUGAUAUAAUAUGAAAUUGCUCAGAGAAAUAUCCAUACCACCAAAAAAUGUCGAUUUAUUUUUUUUCCUACAUAUAUGUAUGAAUGUAAUUGAAAACGACACUCAAUUACAAUUGCCUCUUUCUUUACUAUGGCAUUGGAUUUCAAGCGAUCUGAAACUACACUCCAAAAUGUCAUUACAUGCUAUCAUGUCUAGACAUAGUAACAUUUUGAACUUCUGUUACUCAAGCAUACCUUUUUUUUUUCAUGAGUCAAAAUACCUCUUUUCAGAAGUAAAAAGGUCAGAAAUCAAAAAAUUGUUAAUUACCAUCAUUUCUUCAAAGACCUUUAUUUGCAUUAUAUUCUCAACUUUCUAGAAGAUUCCAUAUCUUUUAUUUUCUUGAUUUUAAUUAUUUUUCAAUUUCCCUUAGACUGGAUUCCAGUUCUUUAUAAACUAACAAUAAAAACUAAUGGUAUUCCUGUAAUAAUUUCAGUACAAUCAGGAAUCUUGUUAUGCAAGACUCACCUGCUAGAACUGAACUGAGAGUCUUCACUUCUGAGACCAUUCACAAAUUUAUUAACUCUGCUAAUGGAUACCAUGAGGUACUCGAGUUCACCACUCUCACAGAGUUUGUGUUCUAAAGAGCUGUCCAGCACUCGUGGAGCGAAUUCUUGAUCUUUCAUGGAACCAAUAUUGUGAGAAUAGUCUACUAUUUUUGCUAAUGCAUAAUCUUGAUAUCUGUAGAAAAUGGCUAAAAAUUACUGAAAUAUGAAGAAUAUUUUUUUCUUUUAUCAACGUUUUCAAAAACAAAUGCACGGUAAAUGUAAUUAUUGAAAUAAUCAU
This is a messenger RNA of Gryllus bimaculatus (two-spotted cricket), 2051 nucleotides long. The record is from the annotation of a GenBank genome assembly. NCBI's taxonomy places the organism in Eukaryota, Metazoa, Arthropoda, Insecta, Orthoptera, Gryllidae.